Messenger RNA from Exaiptasia diaphana, 1884 nucleotides. RefSeq names its product protein FAM81A. The coding region runs from base 107 to 1189 and encodes 360 amino acids. The record is from RefSeq and is a predicted model, not a curated record. The transcript is spliced from 2 exons. Lineage: Eukaryota; Metazoa; Cnidaria; Anthozoa; Actiniaria; Aiptasiidae.
UGUUUUCUCAAAAUUGUUUUAAAUAAGACCCCCAAACGAUGAGGAAUUUCACAUUUUACAUGUUAAUGAAGGAUACCAGCUGUUUGAACAACUAUCUUAAUUGACGAUGCAGAGACCAAAUUCACGAGAAAAAAUGGCUCUUCCUGCUAUAUCAGGAGAAGGCAAUCAACUACGACAUGAAGCACUGAGCCGGAUGGAUUUUCUAGAGGAUAGGAUGAUACAUCAGGAGAAGACAACAAGAUCUUUGAUAGAUAGAGCUUUGAGGGUGAAAGAGGACAUUGAGGAAAGCCUUGGGUACGCUCAAAUGAAUUGGCAAGGCGAAAAAAAGGCAAGGGCACUUCUUCAAGAACAUAUACGCACUAUUACAUCUGUUGUCAAGCGUUUAAGUCGUGAAAUAGAAGUUAUAGAAGAUGAGUUACGCUCAAAGGAGAGCAAACUUGAAGGCAACUCCACGGCUUUCAAAAAUCUCGAAUUGCAUCAUGUUGCUGGGGUGACGGAUCUGAGGGGCCGUGUUGCAAGAUGUGACCAUGCCAUAGAAAGACUGAUAGCAGAUGUAAGAACCUGUGUAGAGGCUAUCAAUGAACUGAGGCAGAAACAAGAUCUUCAUGUUAAAAAUACUAAUGAAAAAUUUCACAAUUUACAAACUGAUAUUAAUGAGCUUACAUUAAAAUUUGAAAAAUACAGUGCUGAGUACUCGACAAACAUUCAGAAAAUGAAAGGAGAUGCUGAUGAACAAGUAACAAGAUUAGAUUCAAAAACAAAAUCAGUUGUUGAGGACCUGCGAGGUAGCAUCACCUCAAGUCGUCAGUGGACAGAGUCUGAAUAUUACAAAAUAACUAAAGAUUUCCAUGAAAGACUUGAACGAAUGGAAGGAAUCUUGUCCCAGAGGCAAAGUAAAUUAGAAAACAAAGUUGAACUGUAUUUAUCUAAAAUAGAAAAACUCCUUGAAGAAGAAAAGGAUAAAUACUACAACAUAUGGGAGGUACGAUUGAAAGAAACGAAGUCUUUGCAAGACAAGGCAUUAGGUUCCACAUCCUCCUCUAUGAGAAGGGAAUACAAGCAAGGGUUUCACACCGUUCAUGAAAGCGUCAAAAGCCUACAAAAUGUUUUUGAAGCAAAGCUUAAACUUGUGGAAGAAAAUUUACAAAAAUCCAUUAACAAUGUGUUACGUAUGGUUGUUUUGACGUAAAAACCUUUUAGUGGAUAUUUGAUACAUGUAAAACCUUAUGUUUUUGUAGAUGUUUUUGUGGCCCUUUUGUGCACACCUUGAACCACCAUUCACGUCCUUUUUCAUUCAAAACAACAAUUAUUAGUUCCAAUCAAAAUUGGUUUUGGUGUUUAUUGAAAUAUGUAAGCCUUCGCAUUACUACAUGCCAAAAUGGAUGAAAUUGGAACUUUCUAUUGUUGUUUACCCCAAACUAGAAGAUUAUAAUGUAUUUCUAAUAUAUUUUGAUCAGGCGCUUGUAAUAUAUAGUAUUCUAAUGAAGGAGGAAGUUGUCAAUCUUGACAGACAUAAGUCAUAUAGUCAGAUAUAUCACUCAAAGUGAUUUGACACGUCAAACAUUUCUUUCCAAAAUAUAUUCAGAGUGUAAUAUUUUUAAAGUGUUUAUAGAAGUACAAGUAAAACAGUCUAUAGCCAUCUGAGACACAGGGACAAGUUUUAAUUGGACAGUCAUAAUGUACUUGUAUGAACAUUGAUCCUAAACCUAAAGGCCAGUUUGGAAAUAACAUGCCAAGCACUUCAAAAAUUACAAAUGGAAUGUGCUUAAUGUGAUAGACAAACUAACCCCAUAUAGGCUUUGUAUAUAAAACCCUUCUAUUUACAAAAUACAAGCAUGAAUUGAAGAUCAAGUAAAAACUAAGGAAUAAAAAGAAGUAAACAUC